Messenger RNA from Caenorhabditis remanei, 372 nucleotides. RefSeq lists its product as uncharacterized. Bases 1 to 372 code for a protein of 123 amino acids. Lineage: Eukaryota; Metazoa; Nematoda; Chromadorea; Rhabditida; Rhabditidae. The transcript is spliced from 3 exons. The record is from RefSeq and is a predicted model, not a curated record.
AUGAUGGAGUGUCGUUUGCGUUACAACAAGAGGAGGCGUGCGGAGGUGUGCCACGGGGCAAUUGUCUUUUCCACCGCACACAUGGUCCGCGGAGGGCCACCAAAGCAUGUACCUCAAACGCCAAUUAAUGUUCCAAAUGCCAUCCACCGUCUUGAACAAAAAAAAACUAGCAGUCAAAUGGCUAAAUUCAAAUUGAAAUGCUCCAAACGUGUUUUUGUGAACUCUGUGCGGAUUCUAUCACUCUGGAGAGAAAAGAAUGAAGCGUCUGGAACUCAACAACGUCAACGUCUUCAUUUAUGUACAAAAGAGGCCCUGCAGACAAUCUGCUACUUGUGUGUGGGAAACUAUCGCUUCGAUGCUGAGAUUUUCUAA